Spodoptera exigua (beet armyworm) is the source of this 2685-nucleotide messenger RNA. NCBI's taxonomy places the organism in Eukaryota, Metazoa, Arthropoda, Insecta, Lepidoptera, Noctuidae. The record is from the annotation of a GenBank genome assembly.
GCCGCUCACGCCGCCCGCGCCAUGGCGUCCGUCGCCGCUUGGCUGCCCUUCGCUCGAGCAGCCGCCAUCGGAUGGGUUCCCAUAGCCACACACCCACUACCGCCACCCCCAGUCCCUAAGGACCGGCGUCGCGCCGAAGACGAGAAGCUCCUUAUCAACGUGUCCGGACGACGCUUUGAGACAUGGCGGAACACCCUCGAGAAAUACCCCGACUCGCUCCUCGGCUCCACCGAGAGAGAAUUCUUCUACGACGAGGACAGCAGAGAGUAUUUCUUCGACAGAGAUCCAGACAUAUUCCGGCACAUACUAAACUAUUACAGGACUGGCAAGUUGCACUAUCCCAAACACGAGUGUUUGACGGGCUACGACGAGGAGUUGGCUUUCUUUGGGAUCCUACCUGAUGUGAUCGGAGACUGUUGUUAUGAGGACUACCGUGAUAGGAAACGUGAAAAUGCCGAAAGGCUGAUGGACGAUAAGUUAAGUGAAGCGGGAGAUCAGAGCCUGCCUCAACUGACAGACUUGCGACAGAAGAUGUGGCGCGCGUUCGAGAACCCCCAUACUUCGACUGCUGCUCUGGUAUUUUACUAUGUGACUGGGUUCUUCAUCGCAGUAUCGGUGAUGGCGAACGUAGUGGAGACAGUGCCGUGUGGCCACCGGCCCGGCCGUGCGGGGACCCUGCCUUGUGGCGAGCGAUACAAAAUCGUGUUCUUCUGCUUAGACACAGCGUGUGUGAUGAUAUUUACCGCGGAGUACCUGCUCCGACUCUUCGCAGCGCCGGACCGCUGCAAGUUCGUGCGAUCCGUGAUGUCGAUCAUAGACGUGGUCGCCAUCCUGCCGUACUACAUCGGGCUCGGGAUCACUGAUAACGAUGAUGUCUCCGGAGCCUUCGUGACCCUGAGAGUGUUCAGAGUGUUCCGUAUCUUCAAGUUCUCCAGGCACUCUCAGGGGCUGCGGAUCCUGGGGUACACGUUGAAGUCGUGCGCCAGUGAGCUGGGUUUCCUGGUGUUUUCGUUGGCAAUGGCGAUUAUCAUCUUCGCCACAGUCAUGUUCUACGCUGAGAAGAACGAACAAGAUACUAAUUUCACAUCCAUUCCCGCUGCCUUCUGGUACACCAUAGUGACAAUGACAACGUUGGGGUACGGUGACAUGGUACCAGGCACGAUAGCUGGUAAGAUCGUGGGAGGAGUGUGCUCCCUCUCCGGAGUGCUGGUGAUAGCCCUCCCUGUGCCUGUCAUCGUGUCCAACUUCUCUAGAAUCUACCAUCAGAACCAGCGCGCAGACAAGAGAAAAGCUCAAAGGAAAGCCCGUCUCGCGCGGAUCCGCAUCGCCAAAGCCUCGUCCGGGGCCGCAUUCGUGUCAAAGAAGAAAGCAGCUGAAGCUCGACUGGCUGCGCAAGAGUCGGGCGUGGAACUAGACGAUGCUGGAAGAGACGAAGACAUUUUCGAGUUGCAACACCACCACCUAUUGCGCUGUCUUGAGCGCACUACGGAUCGAGAGUUUGUGGAGAUGGAGAAUCCUUUCAACGGUGCAGCCAAACGUGCAGGUUCGCCCUCACCCCUCGCGUCGCCUGCGCACUCCGGACGUGCGCCCGCGCUGCUUGCGUGCUGCGCGCGGUGCGGUUGUUGCCCCCAAAAAUACCAGGUCCUGCUAUUAGACUCGAGUAGGAAGGGAAGGAAGGGCGGCAGGCGGUAUACUUCGACCUCACGACCCUCCGACACCUCAGUGUCCGCUGCGCCCAGCGAAGACCCCUUACCACAAGCGUGUGGCAAAUACAUUCCUGCCGGGAGUACAGUGCAAGGAAACCAGACAGGUGUCGCGAUGGAUGGGACUUAUUUGGUGGAGGCGUCCUUCUAGGGCCCGUCCACCACUCAUAUGGAGACCUAUGUAUAACACAUGCAAGUGAAAUAACACGGACAUGAAAGCCUAGUUAAAUACUAGCAAACAACGACGCGACGUCGUAACAACAAUUAUUAGAAUUAUAAAUCUGUGUAACUUAAUGUUCUAAGUCUAACACGAUACUGCCUAACAUUAAUAAAAAAAAUAUCAGAUUUGUAUUUUGCAAGAUUUUCGAGUGUGAGUAUGGACACAGAGUUAUACACUGUGAUUUUCAAAAUGGAAUAGUCCAUUUCUUGUUCCAUUCCAUUUUUAAAAGACUUUCUGUAGUGCCAUUCCAUGUUUCGAUUAUCGGAAUGCGCUCUGGAAUGGAGUUAACGUUUGGAAAUGGAAUGCAUUUCUGGAUUGUGACAUGAAAGAGAUGGAAGAUGUUGAGAUUGUGGUCUUUGUCGGUUCUUUCGCGUCCUCUCCGUGUAGUUUCUUUUAUCCGUAUUAGUAAUAAAACAGUAUUAAUUAAGAUUUUAAAUGUUAAUGGUGAACGGAUAGUGUCUCGCUUCUUAUAACAACGAGGUUUAAUUAUGUGAAAAUGGUAUUGUCUUUAGUCUAGUAUCUUGUGGGAGGCGUUAUUAGAAAAGACAACUAGUUUCAAAUUUCAAUAUAGUCAAUAGUUAUUCGAGUCAUAUCAAUAUUAGGCAGUUAACUAGACGUACCGGUAUGUUAUGAAUUAACUGUUCAUAGUUAAAGUCAUUGCUGGGGGUCCUAAGAUGAAAUUAGAGUGUAAAUUUGCAAUAGAGUACAGUCUAGUCAAGGUUGAACAAAAAAAAGGGUCAGAGCAAGGCAACGUCUUUUUAA